AUGGCAAAAGUUAAGGUGGAGAUUGUAUCCCAGGUCACCAUAAAGCCAUUAUCUCCAACUCCAAAUCACCUUAAACACUUCCAAAUUUCUCUCCUUGAUGAGAUAGCUACUCCUUCUUCUUUUUAUCUUCUUGUUGUUCUCUUCUACUUUGCUUUUAAUCAUAUUUUUCCAAACUGUAGAGUACCCUCCUCAAAGCUCUCAGAUUUUCUCAAGGAUAAUACCAACCAACAACUCAAUGAAAUUAAAGGGUUUCUUCCAUUAGAUCCCUAUAAGCCUAAACUAGACGAUGAUGAAGAAGAUCAUCUAAUAAUGGCUGUUCAUGUUAUUGAGUUUGGCUGUGGAGGCAAAGCAAUUGGUGUGUGCAUCUCACACAAGGUUUGUGACACAACAUCAGUAGCUUCAUUCCUCAAAGCUUGGUCUCAAAAGGCAAUGGGAGAGGGAAGUGAAGUGGCCUCUUCUUCACCUCUUAAUAUGGAAGCUUAUGCUUUUUCCGCCCAAGGAUUGAAAGAAGAAAUUUCAUCAAGAGGUUGCAGCUUUAAGUCCACUAGAAUUGAAGCUGUAACAACUUUCAUAUGGAAAUCAGCAUUGGAAGCUGUAAGAACUACAGAGCCAAGUGACAAAAGUAGUUCAUUCCUGUUACAUGCUGUGAACAUACGAAGCCGAAUGUUUCUGCCAUUACCAGAGAAUUCUCUCAGUGACAAUGACAUGCUUCACUUAUUCAUGAUGAGUCAUCGGCUAGGGAAGGAGCCAAUUGAUCCUGAGAGGGCUAGACCCAGUGAGGACGAUGUUGAACGGACUGAGGAGGCUCAUUUUACUGGGGAUGAACAACCCCAUGCUGAUAAUGAUGCUGCUGAGGAGGAGGAGCAGCAGAGUAAGUUUAUUUUGGGGAAGGAGUUGAGGGCCAACACGAUCAAGAGGCUUGGAGUGGCAUAG
This is a messenger RNA of Neltuma alba, 933 nucleotides long. Its product is annotated as vinorine synthase-like. The coding region runs from base 1 to 933 and encodes 310 amino acids. Lineage: Eukaryota; Viridiplantae; Streptophyta; Magnoliopsida; Fabales; Fabaceae. The record is from RefSeq and is a predicted model, not a curated record. The transcript is spliced from 6 exons.